Molecule: messenger RNA, 4668 nt
Organism: Pleurotus ostreatus (oyster mushroom)
Lineage: Eukaryota; Fungi; Basidiomycota; Agaricomycetes; Agaricales; Pleurotaceae
Gene: PPS1
Product: tyrosine/serine/threonine protein phosphatase pps1
Exons: 6
Coding region: 1-4668 (1555 amino acids)
Biological process (GO): protein dephosphorylation; nuclear DNA replication
Molecular function (GO): protein tyrosine/serine/threonine phosphatase activity
Source: RefSeq, a predicted model, not a curated record
AUGGCGACAUCUACGCAUGGCAUUGAUUACCACGCCUCUUUCCUUGAUUCUCUACCCACCCUCAACGCUGCUUCAUCAUCACCAUCUUCAUCGACCGCGGAGCAGGUGCCAGAGCAGCCCAGUAUACCGACCCGAAAGAAAAUUCGGGCCCUCACCGCAUCGCAAUUCGCGUCUCUUCAUCUCAAGCACAUACUCGCGCACCCACCCGAUACGGUGCUUUUCCCGUUUUUGCAUGGUUUGGAGGGGGACAAUGAGGCGCAGAACCUGUUCUUCGGUGUCGAUGAGACGUCGGAAACACCAGUACCGCGCUAUAGAGGGCUCGUAUGGGUGGUUUGCGAAGAAGAUCUGACCCCGGAUCAAAGACGCAAGCUGUUCAAACGAAGAAACUUAGAUCCCCAAUCCCCCGCCGCAUCGGAGCCUGCAUCUUCUUCGAAGCAGGCAAAGAAGAGGCGAGAGGGAGGUGACGUGAUCAUGGGGACAGAAGACUCGUCCGAGAGCGAAGACUUGGAUGACGACGACUUCAUUGGAUCAGACGACCUCGACUACGAAGACGACGAAGACGACGAGUCCCUGUACUCCGACGACCUCGACGAAGGGUUCGCUGACGAGGACGUUGUUCCCUACGAGGAAGCGGGUGCAUACUUGCGUGGGGACGGGAAAGAGGUCGUGCGGGAAGUGCAGAUUGACGACAAGCUCGUUUCUGAGGCCGACCCUGACGAAGACUCGGACGCUUCGUCCCCGUCAAGCGAGGGUAUGCAAGUCACUCCUCUGAUGCCCUGCGCUCCUCCGCUACCUCCCGUGUCGAAUUCCACCAUCCAAUCACCUGUUCUGGGCGCCCUUUCGGGGAACGGCGACGAUGGUAUGGACAUUGAUGUAGAAAUGGACAUCGACUCAGGGGUGGUCGCUGUUGGUGUUGGACUUCAGGGCAUGAAGAAGCCCACGGAGGCGAACAGGGAAGAGGGAACACACAUGCACCCUGUUGCGCAACGGCAAGGCCGACACACUCAGUCACUCUUCGAAGACGCGAUACCGACACCUUUGAGCAUUCCUGUAACAUCUCCGCCAUCUUCUCAGUCUUCGCAACAGUCCUUGGCCUCACACGCCAUCUCUUCCACGCCACCUCCAUCACAUCACGCGCUCACUUCCCAACCCUCCCAGUCAUCGUUGCCUACCUCAGUAUCUAUCCCUCAGACGCCAUCACGUUCUCGUCCAAAGCGCUCAAGGACACCACCGCUAUUGACAUCAAGCUUCAGACCCAGUGAGCUGCUGAAAAGGGUCGCAGACAGCUGGGAGAGCGUGACGAAUGGCAGUAGGGGCGCUGAUAAGUGGGAUUUUAUUCCCCUCAAGGUGCCAGACGGGAUCUCGCUGCGAAACUUUGGCAUCCAAGUGCCCGUAUACGCUACGCUAUCCGACAUCGUCGUCUACUCACCAAAGGGAGCAUCGCCGGCUGCGCUCGCCCUUGCAAAACGAUUCUCCGAGGCCAUAGAGAGGAAGAGGACUUGGAGGCGUGAACGUGCCGAAGAAGUGCGCAGGAAGUCGGGCGAGAUUCCGAGGGACGGAGAAGAUGACGAGGGCCGGUUUCUGGAGUAUAAUGUCUUUGUUUUAGAUGCGGACGCGGACGCCUUGAGGAAGGAAUUACCGCACUUAGUCGUGAGGGUGUGCGCUCCUGGGGGCAUCUUGAGUCCAGAGAAAGCAAAGACGCACGAUGACUCCGCGUCGAGAAGCAGCGGUACGACCAGCGUGUUGGAUGAUAGACAUCAUGACGCUGGCGCACACACCAUUGGCAGCGACGGGAGGGUUGAUGCCAUGGAUGUCUUCGACUGCGAAGUGGAAGACGCCGCAUCCAAGCCCAGCGCCCACACUCUCGACCCCGACACGAACGGAACAGGGGUCUUGAUCGACGGACUCUUGUCCAACACGGUCGAUUUUGCGUUGCGGGAGAAGGAGGAGAUGCGCGAUUUGACUCGAGCCUCAGAGAUUAUAACGGUCUACCCAUCUUCCGAUGCCCCUGGCAUCAGUGUUCACACAUCGAGGAAACCGCUGACCGUGCAUCAUGCCGGCGGUACCGGAGCUAUCAAGGAUGACGGACCUAUACCUUGGUCGCCGGAGUUGGGGCAGGUUUUCUUAGGCAACGCCGACGAUGUGCCGUUGAUGCGCAACCCUGAUGGCCCGAUGAUGCAUUUCCACAGUGGAGGUCCGGGGAGGAAGGGGUUGGCUGGCGAUGGGCUGGAUCUGUUCGGUGGUAGUUCGCCAGAAUCGGACGUCGACAUGCAUGGCGAGACUUCACCGUAUGGCGUCGGCGCAGAUGAUCCUGAGGCGGAGGGAGUAGAAGAAGACCUACCUGAAGACGAUCCUUUUAACUACCUCCCCACCAACGAUCCCGGUAGAAGCAUGGGUUACGAUAUCUGCUUCGAGUGCCACGAUCGCGCGCCUUACCCUAGUCCCGCACAUUUGCGAGCAGCGGAGGAGCAUUUGGGGAUGCUGGAGGUUAUGUGGGCUAGGCGGUGUAUGGAGAAGGAAAAUACGCGCAUCCAGCGGUCGAGAUCCCACCCCAAUUGGAAGUCAAGACGGAGUGAGGCGGGAAAGGCGAUCCCACCACGUCCGCCGCCCAACGCAAACGCUGUUAUACAUUUACCUUUCCCUAGCUCCCCGCCAUUCAACAGCUCUCGGAUGUCCUCGCUGAUGUCGGUGUUAGACUUCAUAGAGAAAUGGCUGCAGCCCCCUACUACACCCGUGGUUUUAGCCGCACCUACCCAUACGGCCGAUAGUGCGAGCGCUGAUGGCUUAGAUUCAGCAGGGGCCAAGAGUCAUGGAAGGCGAUGGUCGACUGUCUCUUCUAUAUUCCCGAGCUUCGGGCCUGCUGGGUCCUCAUUCUUCCCUUCAGCGUCUCCGUCUACCUCGGAACCUACCACCCAAGCAGCCGCGACCCCGGUCCCAGCGGCCAGAAAUAGAUCCUUCACCUCUCCCCCAACUCCCCAUAUCCCGAGCGACCAUAGACACGAGCAGCACGGAACGAGUUCCAACGCACAGUACACACGCACCUCAGGACAAGCAUGCUCCCCGUCACCGUCGACCGCUAUUUCCGCGCAUACCCUUUCCUUCUCCACCCCGCCCAAUUCUCCGCUUACGCGACCUUUGAAAAUCCUCAUCUACUCCAAUGACGGAUAUACGGAGUCGUCGGGCGCCGCUCUUUCCCUCUUGAUGAAGCUCAAAGGGCUCAAGCUGCCUGAAGCGUACCUAGAUCUGCAGGUUACGAAAAGGCGGAGCUUCUUCGUCUACGGCGACGAUCUCGGCAUACUGCGGAAGGUUGAACAGAGGAUUACGGAGGAACACGAGAGGGAGAGGCGGCGGAGGGACGAGGAGCGAGAGCGGGAAAGACAGCAGGAAAGGCAGAGAGAAGAAAGAGAAAAGAGGGAUAAGGGCCCGGCCCAUGUGAAACAGGCUGACGACAAGCAUGCUGCGCCGAAUGGUAACGCCGUGGUGGGAAGAGCAGAUGUGAAAGAGGCGCCAGUAGGAAACGAUAGUCGACGGAUGAUGGGGGCUGCGGCUGCUGGAAGACGCCCUGCUGCUAAGUCCGUCUCCUUCGCUCAGGCCCCAGUCCUAUUACCUCCGCCGCACAGCUUGGUCGUUCCUCCAACACUGUCCUCCAUCUCUGCGUCGGGGACCACGACGUCGACAUCGUCUUCAACACCGACGUCUCAUAAUGAGGAUGCUGACCAUUCGGUGCCUUCCUCGGUUACGUCGACGAUGAUAACGCCUAUCAAUAUAGCCACGCCAGGACCUUCCACGGCGUCGAUUGCCGGUCCGACUGCUACCUCCGCCCCUACCUCAACAGUCCCUUCCAGUGGUCAACAUACACCCGGGAACGGACACGGACACGUCACCUUCGGUCACAGUCAAGUUAUCAAAGGUCGCCCUCGAGCAAAUACGAGCCCGUGGCUACCUAGCUUGUUUGGGGAUCACCAAAGCUGGUUCAACGACCCACGGUUCGAUGGUAGCUUCCCGAGUCGCGUGUUACCGUUCUUAUACUUAGGGAACUUGAAUCAUGCCUCAAAUGCAUACAUGUUACAUGCGCUGGGCAUAACCCACGUCGUCUCUGUCGGAGAAUGCGCUCUGAUACCACCUCCGCAUCUCAACAACUACCAGAACAAUGCCCAUUGUACUCAGACAUCGCUCCCCAACUCCAGCCAUUUUGUCCCAGGAAAAGGACAUGGCGGACAGGGAUCAUUAUGGACGGAAGAGAGGGAAGGGAGGAUCAAGGUCCUGGAUAUCAAGGGUAUCUGCGACGACGGCAUCGAUACGCUUGAACCGCAGCUGGAACCCAUCUGUGAGUGGAUAGAUAGAGCAAGAGCAGAAGGGGGCCGGGUUCUCGUCCAUUGUAGAGUCGGUGUUUCGAGAAGCGCGACGGUGGUCAUCGCUUAUGUGAUGAAGCACCUCCAUCUCCCCUUGGUAGACGCGUACCUCAUCGUACGGUCGAGGAGGUUGAGCGUUCUCAUUCAGCCGAACAUGCGACUCCUCUAUAACCUUUGCGGAUGGGAGAUCAAACUCGCGAAGGAGAGGGCCGGCGAAGAUGAGAAGAAGCUCAUUGCAGAGCUAUCGAGAGCAGUCAGCUGGCCGUGGCUAGCGAAGGAAGUCCACAAGUUGAACGAGAAAUAUAUCACCGCUUGA